Molecule: messenger RNA, 426 nt
Organism: Gavia stellata (red-throated loon)
Lineage: Eukaryota; Metazoa; Chordata; Aves; Gaviiformes; Gaviidae
Product: histone H2B 1/2/3/4/6
Cellular component (GO): nucleosome
Molecular function (GO): structural constituent of chromatin; protein heterodimerization activity; DNA binding
Source: RefSeq, a predicted model, not a curated record
AUGCCUGAGCCUACCAAGACAGCUCCUGCUCCCAACAAGAACUGCAAGAAUGCUGUCACCAAAACCCAAGAGAAGGGCUACAAGCAAUGUAAGAAUAGCAGAAAGGAGGGUUACUGCAUCCAUCAGUACAAGGUGCUGAAGCAGAUCCAUUAUGAGACUGGUAUCCUAACCAAGGCCAUGGGCACCAUGAACGCCUUUGUCAAUGACAUUACUGGAUGUAUCACUAGAAAACCAUGUUGUCUGGCACAUCAAAAGGAAUGCUUGACCGAGAGUUCCUGAGAGGCAGAGUCUGCCAUGCACUUGGAGCUGCCCAGGGAGCUGGCCAAGUGUGCCAUGCCCGAGGGCACCAAGGCUAUCAGGCAAAUACAGCAGCUCCAAGACCUAAAGUGUACUAUUGCCCAAGAACUUGGAUGUACUGGUGGAUGA